Cydia pomonella (codling moth) is the source of this 1504-nucleotide messenger RNA. Its product is annotated as ciliary microtubule associated protein 1A-like. The transcript has 6 exons. The record is from RefSeq and is a predicted model, not a curated record. Gene Ontology annotation, cellular component: cytoskeleton. NCBI's taxonomy places the organism in Eukaryota, Metazoa, Arthropoda, Insecta, Lepidoptera, Tortricidae. Bases 142 to 825 code for a protein of 227 amino acids.
CGCCUUACGCGCGGCUCACUUGUUUCGUGGCCUUCCGAAAUAUGUCAACCCUAUCAAAAUUAUAGUGAAAAAUAUCAGAAAAAGUUAUUUAUGUUACAAAAUUUUAGUUCAGUGUUCCAAUAGUAGGUUUUAAUUAUUAAAAUGUCUAAAAAACCAUUAGGGCCGGGACCCGGCGCCUACAUGCUGCCGACGACGGUCGGGUUCCCGGCGCACGACCCGUCGCGCGAUCGCGCGCCGAUGUACUCAUUCGGUACGCGUGCGGACUGCCGCGUCAAAGCUAUCGGGCCGGGCCCGAGCUACCGCAUCGACCGGGUGACGCGCGACGGCGUCGUGACGUCGCCUAAUUGGAGCUUCGGAUCCAGAUUUCCAGUACGGUCGACGCUCCGCACGCCAGGCCCGGGCGCUCACGCGCCGGAGCGCUGCCCGCCACAGACAGCCAGAGCCCCGCAAUACUCGAUGGGCGCGCGGCUCGGCUACGCUCUGAAGCGAAUGGUGCCCGCGCCCAACGCCUACGCGCUGCGUCUGGGCCCGGGCACGCCCGCCUGGUCCAUGGCGCCGCGCUCCGGUUACAACCUCAAGUCCAAGUCGCCGGGGCCCGCCGUUUACUUCCAGCAGAACACCGAUGUUUACAAGACUAGGCAACCGAUUUACUCGCUGGGUGCGCGUUUGGGCUUCCAAGGCCGCACCAAGACCCCCGGACCUGCGGCUUAUCCACCCAACCUCUACAACACUAAGAAGAAUCCGUACUCGUACUCGUUCGGUAUUCACCACGGCGCUUAUGCGCCGCCUAUGAUCGUCAAAGAAGACACCAUGGACUGCCUGUGAAAAGUAUAAGUUGUCGUCGUAGGGAGUUAAAAGUAACGAAAAAAAAUAGUUGAACCGGCCGAAUUCGCGUGGUCACGCUGGGACUUCGUUUCCAUGUUCGGUGCCACGACUAUAAGUACUUGCCUGGAAUGGGUACUUAAGUAAAGAAGUGCAAAGACGAAGACCAUAUCUGCUGAGAAGGGAAAUACCUUUAGGUACAAUGGAGUUUAAAUCAUGUUGGUUUUAAAGAUUUAUGUUGUAUUUCUUUUGUUUAAAAUGGAGUGCAACAAAACAAAUGCGACUAUUCAUGCUGACUGCAAUUCCAUUGACAUGCAUGUUUUCUCCAAUAUAAAAAUCGAAUAUACUUUGGAAUGAAAUGUAUAUUAGUAAAGGAUUUUGAAAAUGAGAUUUUGGCCGUAAGUCGUCGAUGAAAAACAAAUUUUAUCCGGAAUUAUUAAGUAAUCCAGAAAAAAACAUUUUUUUUUAUUGUUCGGUACCACUAAUUUUUUGAAUGCACAAUUUUAGUGCGGAGUACGUAAGAGGUGGAAAAUUUAAUUGUUAGUGGAAUUGUAAAUCUUCGGUUUGUACAGUGAAAGUUAGUUUGAUUUGCAAAAUUACCAUGUUGUGUGUGUUUUAUAAAAUGUAAUUGUGGCGAAAAUGUAGAAAAGUUUAAAUACAGUGUUUACGAUGUAAUAUCAAA